Henningerozyma blattae CBS 6284 is the source of this 213-nucleotide messenger RNA. It is a transcript of the gene SSS1, whose product is annotated as translocon subunit SSS1. Gene Ontology annotation, molecular function: transmembrane protein transporter activity. Bases 1 to 213 code for a protein of 70 amino acids. Gene Ontology annotation, cellular component: Ssh1 translocon complex; membrane. Gene Ontology annotation, biological process: post-translational protein targeting to membrane, translocation; protein targeting. The record is from RefSeq and is a predicted model, not a curated record. The transcript has a single exon. Lineage: Eukaryota; Fungi; Ascomycota; Saccharomycetes; Saccharomycetales; Saccharomycetaceae.
AUGGCCAAAGAAAGCAGUGCAAUGGACAAGCUCUCGGAAAGUCCAAUCGAAUUUAUCAGAGAAGGUAGCCAAUUUCUAUCCAAAUGUAAGAAACCAGAUGUCAAAGAAUACACCAAGAUUAUCCGUGCUGUGGGUAUUGGUUUCGUUGCUGUAGGUGCCAUCGGAUACGCCAUCAAGUUGGUGCAUAUUCCUAUCCGUUACUUAAUUGUGUAA